UUUAGAUUUAUCACAGCAAUCACAUCGACACUUGAGAACGAGUCUAGAGAUGUCGACACAAGCGAACGAUCCACGGCAGCCGUCGGCGGCGAAGCCUUUUGUUUCUCCGGCUGUGAACCCGCAAGAUCUUCCCGUCGAUUAUUCCGGUUUCAUCGCCGUAGUUUUUGGCAUCGCUGGCGUCAUGUUCAGGUACAAGCUUAGCUCUUGGCUAGCUAUCAUAUUCUGCGCUCAAUCGCUUGCGAAUAUGAGGAACAUGGAGAACGAUCUCAAGCAGAUUUCCAUGGCUAUGAUGUUUGCCAUCAUGGGAUUGGUAACGAAUUACUUGGGUCCUGCACGACCAGGAACAAAGAGUUGAGACUCCUCGCUCAGAAUGGUUCUGAUGUAUUUCCUUUUUUUUUUUUUUUUUUUUUCCUCCUCGGCUUAAUCUAAGUUAGGAUCUUUUUAUGGUUGGUGACUCCUUUUUAUAUUAUGUUUUUAAAGAAGAAUGUUGGCCGACAGUAUUCCAGAGGAAAGUGACUAGAUUACUCUUCCCAUCCAGUAGUAGAUACAUAGUGUGGAGCUGAGUGAGACGCUACAAUAAAUAGAAUUUUCUUCAGCAUCCAUAUUUACUUGAA
Molecule: messenger RNA, 614 nt
Organism: Cucurbita moschata (crookneck pumpkin)
Lineage: Eukaryota; Viridiplantae; Streptophyta; Magnoliopsida; Cucurbitales; Cucurbitaceae
Product: protein Asterix-like
Exons: 3
Coding region: 50-355 (101 amino acids)
Biological process (GO): protein insertion into ER membrane
Cellular component (GO): endoplasmic reticulum membrane
Molecular function (GO): protein folding chaperone
Source: RefSeq, a predicted model, not a curated record